GGCGGGGCCAGAACAGCAGCAGGGAGAGGAGAGGAUGCUAACCUCGCAGCAUGUGAUGACUGAGUCCUGAAGACCGUGGGGGGUCUGGUGGCACUUGCAGCAGGCGCCCAGCUUAGAUGAAGGAUGAAGAGCCCGGUGCACAGAUGCAGGGACGUGGAGCACGGACGUGGACAGAGUGGGACCGGGACGGUGUCCACCUUCCUGCAGGCUGAGCAACGCAUCCCCAUCUCCAAAGAUGUCAUCACUUCCUCCUCCGCCUCGGCAAUGUGGUUCAUCAGGGACACCUGCGGCAUCGUGUGCGCCGUCAUCACGUGGAUGCUGGUGUUGUACGCCGAGUUCGUGGUGCUGUUCGUAAUGUUGCUCCCCUCCAAGAAUCUGACGUACAGCAUCGUGAACGGGACGUUGUUCAACACGCUGGCCUUUCUCGCCCUCGCCUCACACCUCCGGGCCAUGUGUACUGACCCUGGUGCCGUGCCAAAGGGGAAUGCCACUAAAGAAUACAUAGAAAGCCUUCAACUGAAACCAGGACAGGUGGUCUACAAAUGUCCAAAGUGCUGCAGCAUCAAGCCUGACCGAGCGCACCACUGCAGUGUCUGCAAAAGGUGCAUACGGAAGAUGGACCACCACUGUCCGUGGGUCAACAACUGCGUCGGGGAGAACAACCAAAAGUACUUUGUGCUUUUCACGAUGUACAUCGCACUCGUCUCCCUUCAUGCUCUGCUCAUGGUGGUCUUCCAUUUCCUCUACUGCUUUGAAGAUGAUUGGACCAAGUGCAGUUCCUUCUCUCCUCCAGCAACAGUCAUCCUCCUCAUACUCCUGUGCUUUGAAGGCCUCCUCUUCCUCAUCUUCACCUCUGUGAUGUUCGGCACCCAAGUCCACUCCAUCUGUACCGAUGAGACUGGCAUAGAGCAGUUGAAAAAGGAAGAGAGAAGAUGGGCUAAAAAAACUAAGUGGAUGAACAUGAGGGCAGUAUUUGGACACCCGUUCUCCUUGUUGUGGUUUAGCCCCUUCUCCACCCCCGACCACGGGAAGGCUGAGACCUACCAGUAUGUGGUGUGAGGUCUCCAGUCCAACCGCACCCAGCUCAGCUAUGGAAGCCCCAUUGCUCCCACUGCUCCCACUGCUCAACGGGAUUCACUCUGUAUAUCUGACUUUAGCCAUGGACCGCUUUUCACAUGCUUUUAUUUUUCUUCUGUGUUGCCAACUAAGUGCGCUAUAUGUUUAUUUUGUGUUGCCUUGAGUGAGUCGAGUUGCAGAGAAAAAGAAAACACUGUCAGCCUGAGUCUUGUUUGCCAACCAUGUGAUGAAUCUGUUUUAUAUGAUCUUCUUUCUUUUGUAUCAAAAUCUCUUAUCCUUUCUUGCUUUAUUGUUCAGCUUACAUUCAUUUAAGGGUUGCCCCCCCCCCAAAAAAAAAGAAAAAAAGGAAAACAACAAUCACUUUGUCUUUCCUGACGGUGUCUGGCCAUGCCGAUUCGUUUUGUAGUAUUAACAAACGUAUAUGCCUGGAAAAUAUUGUUAAUUUAUAACGGAGUGAGUGGAAAAAGCCCCCUACUCUGCAAAAACUCAAAAUAUUAC
Molecule: messenger RNA, 1575 nt
Organism: Cololabis saira (Pacific saury)
Lineage: Eukaryota; Metazoa; Chordata; Actinopteri; Beloniformes; Belonidae
Product: palmitoyltransferase ZDHHC3-like
Exons: 7
Coding region: 124-1059 (311 amino acids)
Biological process (GO): protein targeting to membrane; peptidyl-L-cysteine S-palmitoylation
Cellular component (GO): Golgi apparatus; endoplasmic reticulum
Molecular function (GO): protein-cysteine S-palmitoyltransferase activity
Source: RefSeq, a predicted model, not a curated record